AUGGUCUCGGACAAGUCGCUGUUCACGACCUAUCGCCAUAUCGCUCCUACGAAGAUUGGUGGUAUUGCAGGGGGCAUCAACGCCAUCGGAACGGGAAACAUCGCCUUCAUUGCCGCCUCGGGUCAUCCGAUCACGCUUACCGGCGUGCUGCACACUCCGGGCCUGUUUGUCAAUCUUCUCUCGGUCUCUCGACUUUGCGACACCGACGAUGUCCGUGUCGCCUUCACAAAACACGGCAUCCACAUUGACAAGGACGGCAACGACAUCGCUGAAGGCGCACGACUCGACGAAGGGCUCUACUUGCUGGACGCUGAUCAUUCCAAAUGUCAGCACCUUGCUCUCCUUUCUCGCUCACAGUCGUCCGUGCCCUGCUGACUCUCCAUCGCUGCCUCGGCCAUCUCGCACCGUCCUCCAUACAGAAGAUGGUUGCCGCUGGUUUGCUGGAGGGUCUCAGGGCCGGAUAUAGUGACGAAGAGGUAGAGAAGUUUGUCUGCAAUGCUUGCCUCAGCGCAAAGGGCCAUCGUCUCCUUUCCCGAUUCGGAUUCGCACUCCUCAGAGAGACUCGGCCUUGUACACAGCGAUGUGCUUUCCUUCCCCGAGCGGUCCUUGACUGCAAACGUUACCUGGUCACAUUCCUUGACGAUUACUCGCGCAAACUCUGGGCCUACGCAAUCGGACACAAAAGCGAAGUCUUCGGCAUAUUCAAAACUUGGCUAGCCGAGGUUGAACUCGAGACGGGUGCGACGCUGAAGGUCCUCCGAACCGACAACGGUGGCGAAUACUGUUCGAGAGCGUUCACAGAGUUCUGCAAGACACGAGGCACCCGUCGACAAUACUCUAUCCCACGCACGCCUCAACAGAACGGUCGUGCAGAGCGGGUCAAUCGUUCCAUUGUCGAAGGCGUCCUUGCCCUCUUGUCGACGCCCACCUACCCAAGACAUUCUGGGAGGAGGCUGCAGCUUAUUUCGUUUACUGCAAGAACCUGUGUCAACACGCGGCCCUGGACAAGGCAACACCAAACUCCGUCUGGCAGGGUGACCACACCACUGCCUCGGCGCUUCACCCGUUCGGCUGUACAGCUUGGCUUACGGUCGCGCCCGAACUUCGCUCCAAACUCGACCCGAAGGCGGUUCGCGUUUUUUUUCACCGGCUACGACCUGGCUUCAAAAGCUUUCGCUUCUACGACACUACAACACAGAAGAUUAUACUUGGCAGAAAUGCCACGUUCCUCGACACUGGAAUUCCCCGGAUUACAUGGCGACCCCACUGAGCAAGACGGCGACACGCACUUCGCCAGCGCUCCCACCACCGAAUCUCAAACCGUUGUCAAGACAUGGACCCCACUAGUAAGGUCGGCGCACAUGGACGUCUCAUCCCCCCUUGAUGAUUCUGCCAUGAGCGCCGUUGACGUGGCCCCAGGGUACACUGGCGGAACCUUACUUAACUUCACAGAUGCCGAAUCGUCCUCGUCACCGUCGCCUGCGUCGCCCUCAUCACCGUCGUCUGCGCCAUCGCCUGCACUUUCACCAUCGUCGGCUGCGUCAUCGUCACCCUCGGCCUUACCGGACCGACUCUGAAGACUCCGCCGAUCCCCUCGACCUCCUCGGCUCACAGCCCCAGGUUCGCCCUCGAUCUACAGGACGUGCACCACCCAGACUUCAGCACGUACCGCGAGCCCGCAUCGGCUGAGGAGUCGCCCGACGAACUCGACCUCAUUGGGCGCCACUCUCGCGACGAAUCUCCGGACGAAAUCGAUUUCCUCACCCGACACCACCGCGCCUUCAUCGCCAUCGACGACGACACCUCUGACACAGAGGCAAUUCAGCCAGUCAAGUCCAUCACGAGCGACCCACAGACCUGGCGCGAGGCGAUGUCUAGCGACAAGCGUGAAGUAUGGGCCAAAGCCGCCACCGACGAGUUCACCUCCAUGCGCGACGACUUCAAGGUCUUCACCAUCGAGGACCGAGCCACGGUGCCCGCGGGUGCGACUAUCGUUACAUCCAAGUUCGUCUGGAAAACGAAACGGAACGCACUCGGCGAAGUCACUGGACACAAGGCAAGGCUGGUCGCGCAAGGCAAUCGGCAACGCGACGGCAUCGACUUCAACGAAACGUUCGCACCGGUCGCACGCUUCUCCUCGAUACGCUCACUCCUCGCGCUGGCGGCCGCCAACGGCUUGCACGUGCACCAGGCGGACAUCGACAAAGCAUAUCUGCAUGGCGACCUUGACCACGACAUCUGGAUGACGGCACCGCGCGGCUUCGACUUCCCAGCGACAAGGUGCUUCGCCUGCGACGCUCCAUCUACGGGCUCAAACAGGCUGGCCGAAUCUGGAAUCGACACAUCGACGCUUCGCUUCGGGCCCUCGGUUACACGGCGACGGGCACCGACCACUGCGUAUACUCUUGGCUCGAUGAUCGUCAAUGUCCACACUACAUCGCACUGUACGUCGACGACCUCCUGAUGAUCAGCCCGGAACUGGCCGAAAUCGAACGUGUCAUCUCAGGCCUGGACCAACGCUACGGAGUCAAGCGCCUCGGCCCGGCCGAGUAUAUCCUCGGCAUCCAGAUCAGGCGGUUCGACGACGGCUCUAUCGCCCUAUCCCAGGAACGGUACAUCAUGGACGUGCUCGCUCGGUUCCACUUCGACACCACGACUCGCGGCACUACAGUUCCGAUGACUCCCGGCCUUUCGCUCACUGCUAUCCCGGGUCAAGGCACCGAACGGAUCAGGUCAUGGUAUCUGCAGGCUAUCGGCUCGCUCCUCUACAUUUCGCUCGGUACCCGCCCUGACAUCGCCUUCGCCGUGUCCUACCUGGCCCGCUUCGCCAACAACCCCGGUCGUCGUCAUUGGAUUGCGGUCAAGCACAUCCUACGCUAUCUCCGGGCCACGUAUCGCAACGAACUCGUGUAUGCUCGCGGCCAGGCUCGCAUCACGGGUGUGGUAGGCUACUCCGACGCGAACUGGGGGGCCUGCAUCGACACAUCGGUGUCCACCAUGGGCUACGUCUUCUACAUCGCUGGCUCGGCCGUGUCCUGGUCGUCCAAACGCCAGUCUCGAGUUGCCGAUUCGACCACCGACGCUGAAUACUCGCCCUCUCGCAUGCUGGCAAGGAAGGGAUUUACCUCAGUCAGCUGCUCGAAGAGCUCCAUGUACAACCUGUUGCACCGGCUCACAUCUUUACUGACAACGAAGCCGCUGCUGCAGUUGCUCACGAUCCUGUCCGCGUCUCUGGCACUCGGCACAUACGCUUGCGUGAGCACUUCGUUCGGGACAUGGUGAAUCGGGGCGACAUCUCUCUCUCGCAUGUGGGUACCAGCGACAUGGUGGCCGACAUCUUCACCAAGGCUCUCGGCCCAAAGGUCUUCUCAACGCACUGCUACGCCCUCGGCCUUCGCACUCGACACCCGCGGCUUGGGUCUGCCUCGCAUUCGCGUGGGGGGGGGUGUGAAGAGUCCACUCUCAGCUCGACAGGGGCGCCUCGGUCGUUGCGCGCACUUGCUAGCCCGCCCCCGGCGGUGGGGACUUAGACGCGCGCGACUGCCUCAGCGCGCCAGCGCCGGCGGAUUCAUGCGCGCGCCCGCUAGCCCGCCCCCUUGCGGUGGGACUUAGGCGCGCCGGCGAUUUCACCCGCGGCUGACUUAGGGAUGUACAUUGUCACGCGCCUGGGACUAUCCCAGCGUGGCCCCCCCUUUCUGUUUCUUAGCUUCCUUCUCAUCACUUCUGUUCGACUCUCAACCUCUCCUGACAGUAGUGGUGAACGUCUCAUAGGUACGCUGAAAUAGAUCACUUCUGUUCGACUCUCAACCUCUCCUGACAGUAGUGGUGAACGUCUCAUAUGCAGGGGCAUCAACGCCAUCGGAACGGGAAACAUCGCCUUCAUUGCCGCCUCGGGUCAUCCGAUCACGCUUACCGGCGUGCUGCACACUCCGGGCCUGUUUGUCAAUCUUCUCUCGGUCUCUCGACUUUGCGACACCGACGAUGUCCGUGUCGCCUUCACAAAACACGGCAUCCACAUUGACAAGGACGGCAACGACAUCGCUGAAGGCGCACGACUCGACGAAGGGCUCUACUUGCUGGACGCUGAUCAUUCCAAAUGUCAGCACCUUGCUCUCCUUUCUCGCUCACAGUCGUCCGUGCCCCUGCUGACUCUCCAUCGCUGCCUCGGCCAUCUCGCACCGUCCUCCAUACAGAAGAUGGUUGCCGCUGGUUUGCUGGAGGGUCUCAGGGCCGGAUAUAGUGACGAAGAGGUAGAGAAGUUUGUCUGCAAUGCUUGCCUCAGCGCAAAGGGCCAUCGUCUUCCCUUUCCCGAUUCGGAUUCGCACUCCUCAGAGUGUGAGGAAUCCACUCUCCGCUCGGCUCAGGACUUAGGCGCGCGGAGCGAACCGGGCGCGGACUUAGGCGCGCGGAGUGAGCCGGGCGCCCGGCCCAGGACUUAG
Messenger RNA from Microbotryum saponariae, 4439 nucleotides. The record is from the annotation of a GenBank genome assembly. Lineage: Eukaryota; Fungi; Basidiomycota; Microbotryomycetes; Microbotryales; Microbotryaceae.